Haplochromis burtoni (Burton's mouthbrooder) is the source of this 359-nucleotide messenger RNA. Its product is annotated as mitochondrial contact site and cristae organizing system subunit 10. The record is from RefSeq and is a predicted model, not a curated record. Gene Ontology annotation, cellular component: mitochondrial inner membrane; MICOS complex; mitochondrion. Lineage: Eukaryota; Metazoa; Chordata; Actinopteri; Cichliformes; Cichlidae. The transcript is spliced from 4 exons. The coding region runs from base 12 to 293 and encodes 93 amino acids.
GCCCUGAAGGAAUGAGUCAUGUGACUUCAUGCUUUUCUCGCGAGAUCUUCCUGACUGCAGAAAACAUGGCAGACGAACACGCGCGGAAGUGGGACCGCUGCCUUGCUGACACAGCGGUGAAAACAGUAACGGGCCUCGGUGUUGGCAUUGUGUUCUCGCUCAUUGUCUUUAAACGUCGCGCGUGGCCUUUGUCAUUUGGUUCAGGCUUGGGACUGGGCAUGGGCUACAGCAACUGCCAGCAUGACUUUAGGUCACCAUAUCUGAUUCAUGGUCGCAUGGUUAAGGACCAGUAAUGAAGGACUGAAGAUGACGAGGGCUUUCUCAUCUGUUUAUUGUAAUGCUUGUUUUUGGGGGGGAUU